Messenger RNA from Synchiropus splendidus (mandarinfish), 6094 nucleotides. Its product is annotated as zinc finger protein 79. Gene Ontology annotation, molecular function: DNA-binding transcription factor activity; RNA polymerase II cis-regulatory region sequence-specific DNA binding. The transcript is spliced from 3 exons. The record is from RefSeq and is a predicted model, not a curated record. The coding region runs from base 2704 to 4911 and encodes 735 amino acids. Lineage: Eukaryota; Metazoa; Chordata; Actinopteri; Syngnathiformes; Callionymidae. Gene Ontology annotation, biological process: regulation of transcription by RNA polymerase II.
GCCAUCCAAGAAGAAGGGGGUCUUUCCUGUAUUUUCGCUCCUGCAUAUCGAUGUUCGAGCGUCAUAAACACCGGCUAAUAAGGUCACCUUCUUCCCCGUGAGAACGCUGGAGACACCGGGAGAUACGUGUGCCGUGGACGCGCUGAAACAUCGCCACGCAGUAGUCCAUAUCCCAUGCAAAGGAAAGGUGUGUCCAGGGAGACCCGUCCAUGGAUGUAAAGGGGGCCAACAGAGGGCGCUCGGAGGGGAGGUUGAUGGAUGCUGACAGGAUUUGCUUCAGCUGUGACAAGAUAUUUGCAAAUCGGAAAUUCCUGGAAGAACAUGUGUGUCCGUCAGCAAAUUACAUCUGCUCCUGUGGAACAGAGUUCUCCAAUUACCCUGACAUGCUCUACCACAGCACCACACAUCAGACAGGCCAUCAAAUGCUCCACCACCAAACCAUCAAGAAGCGUAGGAUUGAAAAAAGCUUGGAGGUGGAGGAGAAACUGAAAAGACUGGAGUCUGGAGAUGUUAUCUGGAAGGUCCCGGAGUCGGGCAUCGUGUCCUCGUCAAAUGAGAAGGUUUUGUACAAAUCUGCUCAACAAAAUGUAAAAACGCACAACCUGGAUCUAUCAGUGUCUGAGAAUAUUUUACAUCCUGAAACCAGUGUGAAGGGUGGGGUUUUUGGCUUGGGCGCCCCGACAGUGGAUCUUUGGACGCUUUACCAGCCGGUGGUGGUGGUGCGUAAAGAAAGCAACUCUGUCCCGAUUAAGCCUUUUAGCUGCGGCAAGUGUGGAGAGACAUUUUUGACCAAAAACGCUCUCGUCUUCCACAGCAGCUCACAUUUUACGGAUAAAAUUUCAGGCUGCAUAGGGUGUGGGCUGUUGCUGUGCAGCAAGAAGCAGAUGCCCCGUUUCCAUGUUUGUAACUCACCAAGCCGGUCUUCCAAACUCAGACUCAUCACAGCAAGACCGCUGAGUCAGCAGAAUCCCCUCCUAGCCUCACCAGGGUUCCUGGGAAGCAAACAGCCCAGUCCUGCGACCAAAAAUAGCCCACCCGCUCAAAUCAAUUCUGUUCUGCUGCCUAAAAAACAGUAUCUUGGAGCGUACUCCAAAAAAGGCCAGGGCCCUCAGGUCAGUUCGUCCGCGCAGCUGAAGAGUCAGAAUCCCGCCAAGCCGUACGCCGAGUCUCCCUUGUCUAAAAAGACUCCGCUUUCACCCAACACACAGCAACAAGUUCCCACGAAGCAGUUGGGCAUGAACACUGCAGUGCAGUUCAAACCCUGGCAGCCAUCAUCAGGCGCGAACAGCUUCAACUGCAAGGUCUGUCACAGCCCGUUUGAGAGCGCUCACCUCCUGCAGAGGCACAAGUGUCCCAAAGCCAAGGAGUUCAUGGCUCGGCAGCUGCAGGCUGGCAAGAGGCCUUACAAGGUCAACGAGGCCAAGGCGUCCAGCCCGAACAUAUUCCCGACCAAGAAGGAUCAGAAAGCGGUCCCUCCCACCAACGGCAGCGUGACCAAAAGCCCGGUGGCGGUGGUCAACUUGGACGACGAGACAGACGUCAUUCCCAUUAAAGUGACCGUCGGUUCCGACGUUGAGGACGAUUGUUACAUCAUUGAAAGCGGCGAGGACAAACCAGCGGAGAUGAUUUACCAAGUGACCUCAUCUGUCCCCAUUAAAACUUGACAAAGUCUGCCUGUCAUGUCAGGGUGUCAGUUCUAAAAGGUUAUCGUUUAUCGUUUCAACUCACUUUUCUGGUUCUUUAUUUCAGUGGAAUAAGGGGCACCAUGGCUUUCGACAUACUGUAUGUACGUCAGUGUAGAGCAGAUAGUGAUGUAAAUCUUUCACUUUUUUUGUUCAAUAAAAGCAAUGACUGUACCGUUGAAUCCCUACGUUCGUGAAGACGAUGCAUCUGUUGGUCGUUCUACAGUACAGUAUCAGCUGCAAAGUGUAAAUAGGUUUUUCAGACAUGACACCAAUGUGCUGUGAGACCCCCUCCCCACAGUGCCCGUUUGUGUUGUAACCUUUUGCUAAAUAAAAAAAAAACACAUUUGUGCAUUAAACUAUAUUUUAAAACACUUUCGAGAUUUAAUUGGUAAAUAUUUUUUCCAAAUGAUCUGCGCAUCUGUGAUUUAUAAAGCAUUCAUUUCCUCUAAUCUCGGAUUUGAAAUUGUCGAUUCAUUUUUUCCCCCCUAAAUUGUGCAAAUUCAUCCGCGUCCUCCGGGAACGCCAGUCCUUUCUUCCUCGCCACGGUAGAGGGCAACAUUUGGAACUAUGAGCUGACGCUUAGCCAGUUGCGAGGUGAGGCGUUCAGGUGACGUUCGGUCACGAGUUCUGUUUGACGAAUGUGUUCAUGAAAGCAAUUUUAAAAAUGAUUUUGAUAUCGAGUGUUUUCGCAUCUUUACAUUGAAAUAUGACUUGUCCGCCCAGUGUGAUUCAUUUCUAUUAAAAAAUGACAUUCACACUAUUGUUUGCUUAUUCAUUUUCACGCAAUUGCUAUGGGACGAAAUGAAUGUUUCUCAAAAUGUCAAUCGACUUUAAGCCAUUUCUGGAUGUCUUGUUCUGCAAGCCGGGUAACGGCGCACAGGAGGAGCAGGUUGGUCCGAGCUGCCCGUGAAAGCACCAGGGCUAACGGCGGUCACUUCAUGGCUCCAUGUUCUGGUCCGGUGUUUACUCUUCAGCAAGAUUCCUGGUGGUGUAAAAACCAACUUGGGGUCCAGAGAAAAUGAAAGACCUUACUGACGCAGUGCUGGAUCCUGCCUCUGAUGCUGCUGUUUUGGAGACCCAGACCAGCAGGCUGGAAGGUGAGCUCCCAGCCAGAGGUGUGGAGCCUCUGUCAUCUUCUCCAGAACAAGACAGACAUGUGGCCUGGUCGAGUGCCGCCCAAUCGGAUAAAAAGAACGGGGCGAUUUCUUUAGGUGGUUUGGGUAUAAAUGACAACACGCCGACCGGGAGUGAGGUGGACCGAGGGCUGCCCAGAGAAGAGGUUUUCAAAGAACAAAUUCAAUGUCAAACUUGUGUCACGAUGUCUGAGGUUUCUGAAGAGAAACUACCGGAUAAAGAGACCAAUCACACGGAUCUGCCGCUCAAUCUGUCGUCUCAAGAACCUCAGCGACCUGAGCUUAACGGACCCGUUUCUGAAACGGACAGUGCAGAGACUUCAAACAGUGAGCUCGCAGAGGCAGACGGCGUCGAUGCUGAAGACGAGGCCAACUCGGAGCUCGCCUCCAUGAAAGGUGUGAAGUCUGUGCUGGACUGUGCCGAGUGUGGUCGCAGGUUCCAGUACGUUUCUCAGUUGGUUCUCCAUCAGCGCCUUCACACCGGAGAGCGGCCUUAUCGUUGUCCUGAAUGUGGUAAAACUUUUCACAAGAACUACAACUUAACCCUUCACAUGAAGACUCACGGGAAGAGUCACAUCUAUCAGCCGUGUCCGUACUGCAAGAUCAAGUUUUCCUAUUUUGAGUAUGGCGAACACAUGAAGACCCACAUUAAUGAUGUGAUCCCUCAAACGUUGGAGCCUAGCAGCCAGGAAGAAGCCACGCCUCCUCCGGUGACCCCAAAAAAGGCAGAGGAUAAAAUUUGUUCUUAUUGCGGAAAAGCCUUCAGAUUUCAGUCGGCCCUCAUCCGACACGUGCGUGUGCACACCGGGGAGAAGCCGUACAAGUGCGACAUUUGUGGCAAGGCCUUCGGUCAGCCGUAUUUCCUCCGAGUGCAUGAGCUGACGCACUGGUCUGUCAAGCGCUACAACUGCACCGGCUGUCAGAAAUCCUUUGCGCACUACAGCAAUGCUAAAAACCACUCGUGCGGACCUCCUGGGAAACGAAACAGCGCCUCCAGCCGAGCAGCGGUAACCCGAACGCUCACCUACACCUGCCACAUCUGCAAAAAUGUCUUCGGCAGCCUGCAGGUCUUCAACAGCCACAUGAGAAACCACGCAGGUGCCAAACUGUUCCGCUGUUUGUCGUGUGACAAACUCUUCCCUGUGGAGUCUGAAUACAUCACUCACCGAAUUUACUGUGGCCGGGGCAACCUGGGGUCUACAAUCAAAGAUGAGGAAAUCAUAUCCUACUUUCGGUUCUCUGUUCCAAGAAAAAGGCAUUCGUCCUCACAAAACCUAGGUUCUCGUGCUGUUGCGAAAAAGACAGAUUUAUCUCAAGCGCAGCCUGCCCAGAUCAAGCUCCAAAAAGGAGCUCUAAAGAAGUCAUUGGAGCCUCCAGUCACCCCUCACGUCUCCUACUUUGUGUCAAAGUUAAAUGGACUAGACAACGGGUCAGAUCCGAGGAAGUUCUCCUGUCAGAGGUGCGGCCGUCUGUUCAGAAAUAUGGGUCGUCUCCGGGCUCACAUGCUCAGCCACGCUGCCCGUGGUCAAAGCUUCUCGUGUGUCCACUGUGGGAAGACUUUUGAAAACUGGAGGAGAGUUUGGCUCCACCAGCGGCUGCACCGGCAGCAGCGCGGGCGCUUCAGGUGCUCACUGUGUGGUCACGGAUUCAGAUUUGCGGGGUCCUACAAAAAACACAUGAGCGGUCACCCGGGGUUCAAGUGGACGGCGUCCAGACCCAGAAAAGUCGUCCUGCCGUACGAAUGCGAGCAGUGCAGGAGCUGCUUCAAGACUCUGGACCUGCUCUUCUCACACCAGCCCUGCCUUUCUGCUGCCCCGCAUCUGGACCUGGACCUGUCCGUGGAGCACCAGUCUAACACCACCUCUCCCCCCAGCCACAACCCCCGACCCAGCUUGUCUUCUCAGCAGGAGGCUCCUUUCAAACCAGUUCAUGAAACCAAAAGUGCACUUGACAGAUCGCAAACUUUGAGAAAACGCAUUCCUCCAUCGCGGGGAGACUCCUCUCCGGUGGGUCAGUGUGCUGUCUGUGGCGGGGAAUAUGCCAUUUCAGAACUCUAUCAUCACUACUUGAAGCAUGCGCGAGGACAGGUGUGAAUGAAUCUGCACUCUAACCUGCUGGUGCUGGGCGGUUUGUUUGGUCUUACUGUUCACUGUGGGCACCCAAGGAGGCCUGGGACCCGCUUCCACCCUGCUUCACCCAGUCACAGCUCCAUGUGCUGGGAAAAAAAUGAUACUCAGCAGAAGACGGAACAAGUGACAAUUGCUUUGGUAAGAUAACUUGGAAUAAGACAGCUGUAACCCUGAGAGGGAGAUAUUUUCCUAUGGAUUCUCUGUUGGGGUAUUUGUACUGUCUUGCACUUCAAAGUUAAACUUUAAAAAGCUCCUAUUCUAUUCAUUAAUUACAGAAAAAAUCAAUAAAAAAUAGAAUAAAAUGAUCAGAAAUCACAGAGGUUAGUCUCGAGUUUCUUCCGCAGGGAACAUUUUUCAGUCACCAAUUCCAUGUUCACCUAAACUGUAUUCGACAGAGAUCUUAACAGAGGAUCUUAAAAUGAACUGCCACAUUUCGUUGCUUAUUUCAAGUGAAUUUCAAUAUUCCACGUGAAAUUUGACAAAUUAGAUUUGCACUUUAACACUGUGGGUCCAGCAGGACCUCAUCAUCUGAAACACGCAGAGGUCAACCAAACAUUUGGGAGAAGUUGGAGCUCUUUGCCUUAAACUCAGUUAUUGGUACAUUCUUAUUAUUAAUAACAAUAAAAAUCAUUUCCACUGAUAAGCCAUCAUUCAAAAUGCCCCUGAACAUGAUUAAACCAGCCUUGGGCCGACCAUGAUCCCAACAUAAAUGAAUGUCUGCGAUGGCCGCCCAGCACUGCCCCUGUGCUGCUAAGCCAACAAGUUAUAUCAAUGCUUCAGUAUGUUUUGCACUUUUUUUAUUUGCAUUCACCAAUAUGUGUGGGAUAUUACGUCGAGUGUUGGUCCAAGUGUUGACAAAUUGCUGACCGUUUCAUCAUGCUGAAGUGUGCCCCUCCUGGUGCUGAUUUGGACUGCAGUUGCUCAACUAUUGCAUCAGCUAAUGUUCAUUCUGUCUCCACUGAAACGAUGUUUGAGAGCUGUUCCAAAGAGAUACAUGAGAGCGAAUUAGAGAGUCCAAGUAUCUUAUCCUGUACGUGCCCUGUGAAAAUCCGGAGACUUGUUUUUGUACAUUUCGCCUCUGCCUUGUACAUGUUCUUGUACAGUUUGCUGCUUAGGUUAAAACAAUAAAUGCUUGUUUUGUAAUCCA